Messenger RNA from Columba livia (rock pigeon), 2970 nucleotides. RefSeq names its product nuclear receptor binding protein 2 (gene NRBP2). Gene Ontology annotation, molecular function: ATP binding; protein serine/threonine kinase activity. Gene Ontology annotation, cellular component: endomembrane system; cytoplasm. Gene Ontology annotation, biological process: protein phosphorylation; intracellular signal transduction. NCBI's taxonomy places the organism in Eukaryota, Metazoa, Chordata, Aves, Columbiformes, Columbidae. The transcript is spliced from 19 exons. The record is from RefSeq and is a predicted model, not a curated record. Bases 258 to 1751 code for a protein of 497 amino acids.
GGCUGAGCCCGGGCCGGCCCCCGCGGCGCUGUCAGCCCGCGGCGCGGCUCGGCUCAGCUCGGCUCGGCACAGCCCGGCGCGGCUCUGCUCGGCUCGGCUCGGCAGGGCGGCUCGGCGCGGCUCUGCUCGGUUCGGCACGGCUCAUCGCGGCUCGGCAGGGCUCAGCUCGGCUCGGCUCAGCUCGUCUCGGCUCGUCUCGGCAGGGCUCGGCUCGGUUCUGCGCAGCUCGGCUCGGCUCGGCUCGGCUCGGCUCGGGGAUGGCGGUGCCGGAGCCGGACGCGCGGCUGGCGCAGGAGAAGGAGGAGGAGAGCGAGGAGGAGAGCGAGAUUCUGGAGGAGAGCCCCUGCGGCCGCUGGCAGAAGCGCCGCGAGCAGGUGAACCAGGGCAACAUGCCGGGCAUCCAGAGCACCUUCCUGGCCAUGGACACCGAGGAGGGCGUGGAGGUGGUGUGGAACGAGCUGCUCUUCACCGACAAGAAGGCCUUUAAAGCACACGAGGAGAAGAUCAAGACCAUGUUUGAGCAGCUGGUGCUUGUGGAUCACCCCAACAUCGUGAAGCUUCACAAGUACUGGCUGGACGUGAAGGACUCGAAGGCGCGGGUCAUCUUCAUCACAGAGUACGUGUCCUCGGGGAGCCUGAAACAGUUCCUGAAGAAAACCAAGAAAAACCACAAGGCCAUGAAUGCCAGGGCCUGGAAGCGCUGGUGCACGCAGAUCCUGUCCGCUCUCAGCUUCCUGCACUCCUGCGAGCCCCCCAUCAUCCACGGCAACCUCACCAGCGACACCAUCUUCAUCCAGCACAACGGGCUCAUCAAGAUCGGCUCAGUCUGGCACAGGGUGUUUGCGAACGCCCUCCCGGACGACUUGCGCAGCCCCAUCCGCAUCGAGAGGGAAGAGCUCCGCAACCUGCAUUUCUUUCCCCCGGAGUACGGCCAGAAGGCUGACGGGACGGCUGUGGACAUCUUCUCCUUCGGGAUGUGUGCGCUGGAGAUGGCAGUGCUGGAGAUCCAGAGCAACGGGGACACGCGGGUGUCGGAGGAGGCGAUCGCGCGAGCACGGCACUCUGUGGACGACCCCAACAUGCGGGAGUUCAUUCUGUCGUGCUUGACGCUCAACCCCGACAAGCGACCGACAGCCAACAACCUGCUCUUCCACCGCGUGCUCUUCGAGGUCCAUUCCCUCAAGCUGUUGGCGGCACACUGCUUCAUCAACAACCAGUAUCUGAUGCCAGAGAAUGUGGUGGAGGAGAAGAUAAAGGAGCUGGACCUGAACAUGGUGAUGGCAGAGAUACGGCGAGAGGGUCGGCCCGGAGCCCAGUGGAGGUACUCAGAGGUCUCCUUCCUUGAACUCGACAAGUUCUUAGAAGACGUCAGGAACGGGAUUUAUCCCCUGAUGAACUUCGCCGUUUCCAGACCCCACGCCCUCCCGCGCGUGCUCUCCCAGCCCCAGGAGGACCCGCAGAAAGCCAAGACGCCCACCCCGGAGCCCUUCGAUGUGGAGACCAGGAAGGUGGUGCAAAUGCAAUGUAACAUGGAGCUGAACGAAGACAAGAGCCAGUGGCACCUCACGCUUCUGCUCAUCCUGGAGGACAAACUGCAUCGACAGCUGAGCUACGACUUGCUGCCCACUGACAACUCCAAGGACCUGGCCACGGAGCUGGUGCACUACGGAUUCAUCCACGAGGACGACUGUGAGAAGCUGGCGAACUUCCUGGAAAGCGCCUUCCACAAGUACCGGUCUCCUCCCUUGUGAGCGCCCUCGCCGGGGCUGGGGCGCGCAGGACCCGCGGGCUCCCGGCCCGGCCGUUGCAGGCCCCGCGCGGCGCACGCCGGCUGCGGCGCCCACGGGCACCGCCGGGGAGGAGCGAGGAGCAGACACCAAAUUACACGAGCAUCACAGGCAGCCGCGCCGGCAGGAGCCCGUGCUGGUCCCCAGGGCGCUGGGGAGCGGGGCUGGGGGUCACCCCCUGCAGCCCCUCCUGAUGGUGUUUGUGAAGGUGCAGAGCAGCUGCAAGAAGCCCCCAGACUGAUAAAUUUGCCCCGGGAAUGACGAGCUUUUUUCAGUGCAGGUCCCAAAGCUGUUUUUCCCUCUCCCACCCGCAGGAGGGAGGAGAGGAGCAGGCUUGGAAAGCUCUGGCAGAGUUUCUGAUCCGCCACAUUCCAUUCUUUUCCCCAGUUUCUCCUGUUCUGGUAAGGUUUCCCCAGCACAGAUGAGCCACUGUGAUGCCUUGUAAUUAGAACUUGGUGUAAGCUGAGGAGAGGACUGGGUGAGCUGGAGCUGAUGCGGCAUGAGAAGAAAUUCCAGAAACCCAAACCCACCAGCUGGAUCCAAACGUGGGUCAGCAGAAACCCCACUGGUGCUGAACACAACCCUCGUCGUGCCCCAGUCUGACUUACAGCCUUCCAAAAUCUCCUGGCAUCCUAAGGGGAAAACCCCUGAUGUCUCUUCCUUCCCUCUUCCUCCUGUGCUGCUUGGAACUUCGUUCAUCGGCCUGGAGAAAGGGGCAAUCAUCCGUGCUGCUGCGCACGUCGGCUUCAGCUGCUGGAAAGUGCAAAUAGGAAUUAUUUGUGUCGCAAAAGCCACGUGGUGCUUCUCGAAGCUGCUCGCGCCACGCGGAGCCGGCUGCCUCGUGCUGCGCUGUGCUGCUGCUGUGCGCUCUGGUGCUCUGCGCCGCGCUGCCUGCGUUACGCUGCCUGCAUUUGCUGCCUGCAUUUGCCGCCUCUGUUUCGCUGCCUGCAUUUGCUGCCUCUGUUUCGCUGCCUGCACUCGCUGCCUGCACUCGCUGCCUCUGUUUCGCUGGCUGCCUUCGCUGCCCGCGCCGCGCAGCGCUGCCCGUCGCGCAGCACUGGGCCGGGUUCUCCGUGCGGGACGCUGUGCGGAGCUGCCGACCGCGCUGCGUUCCCGCUGUGCUGUGCCAACUUCACAGACUGACAAAUCAAUAAAGCCGCCAAAAGCAGCUUUUCUCAUCAGA